This is a messenger RNA of Xenopus laevis (African clawed frog), 1020 nucleotides long. RefSeq names its product targeting protein for Xklp2-like. The coding region runs from base 423 to 824 and encodes 133 amino acids. The record is from RefSeq and is a predicted model, not a curated record. NCBI's taxonomy places the organism in Eukaryota, Metazoa, Chordata, Amphibia, Anura, Pipidae. The transcript is spliced from 4 exons.
GGGAUGCAGACUGGGUUAUUUAAGGAUAUGGGGUGCUGACUGGGUUAUUUAAGGAUAUGGGUUGCUGCUUGGGACAUAUAAUGAUAAAGGGUGCUGACUGGGUUAUAUAAGGAUAGUACUGACUCGGUUAUAUAAGGAUAUGGGAUGCAGACUGUGUUCCGUACGGAUAUGGGGUUCUGACUAGGAUAUAUAUAAUGAUAUGGGGUGCUGACUGGGUUAUAUAAGCAAAUGGGAUGCUGACUGGAAUAUACAAGCAUAUGGGCUGCUUACUGGCAUAUACAUAAAUAUGGGGUGCCGACUGGAUAAUACAGGGAUAUGGUAUUCUGGGUGGGAUAUUUAGAGUAAACACGUACGAGGGCUAUUUCAGGGAUGUGUGGAGGGAAUAGGAGAAUUGCUGGUAUAAUCCCCUGUCAGUCCCAGUAAUGCCCGGUUUGGCAUCAUCUUCUCACAGGUACAGUGCAAUGGUGAGACAGUUUCCUGUAAGUGGCCCAGUUGCUAUGGCAGACAUGCUGGAUCCCUACACCUUUGAUGCCCCUUCUACAUACAUUAACUUUAGUUCUUUCCAUGAGGAUCACAAUGCUGACUCCUGGUUAGACAGAGUGACCAAUGCACUUAAUACUCCCCCAAACCAGAGGCCACGCUUUGAAACUUCUGCUGUGAAUUCUGAACACAAGCGCAAGGUGUUGACAACCCUUUCAAAGGAGGCAGUCUCCAAGAGUACUACACAUUUUUGUGAUGUGAAAUCUCCGUCAAUGCGAUCAACCAGGCUCAUGUCCAGGAAGCAUCGGGAAAAGCUUCUCAUAAAAAUGAGAGUCAGAUCUUGAGAAUGAGCCACCACAGGCUGACUCCCCGCUGUGCAAACUAAAGGGGUAUGUAUGGCUACUGAAACUUCAUCAGCCCCAGUCAGGGCCGCCAUUAGAAAUCACGGGGCCCCGUACAACAAAAUUUUUGGGGCCCCCUGGGCCCCGCCCACACUGACGACCAAGCUCCACCCCAUAUCCCGCCCACUCCACAUCGCAG